This is a messenger RNA of Nymphalis io (European peacock), 1478 nucleotides long. It is a transcript of the gene Tpi, whose product is annotated as triosephosphate isomerase. The coding region runs from base 273 to 1019 and encodes 248 amino acids. Gene Ontology annotation, cellular component: cytosol. The transcript has 6 exons. Gene Ontology annotation, biological process: glyceraldehyde-3-phosphate biosynthetic process; glycerol catabolic process; glycolytic process. The record is from RefSeq and is a predicted model, not a curated record. Gene Ontology annotation, molecular function: triose-phosphate isomerase activity. Lineage: Eukaryota; Metazoa; Arthropoda; Insecta; Lepidoptera; Nymphalidae.
UUCGAUAUAAGUUUGUUUUAUUCGUUCGUAUUAAAGUUUCUUUAAAGUAAACUUAUAGCUGAUUGGUUAAAAUAGAUCUUUUGGUUUAAUGUUAUAUUUUUACCCUAUCUCUUGUCGUUAAUACCGGCUUUGUCAUUUUAAUAAGUAACGAAAACAAGUUUUGUUCGAAAUAUAGUUCACCCUAUCAGGUCAUCUGUUUCUGAUAGUCGAGCCGGUUGCACCUAGCAGCUCUUUAUAUUUAAUAUUUUAGAUACAACUUUUGCGAAAUCAACAUGGGCCGUAAAUUCGUUGUUGGCGGUAACUGGAAAAUGAAUGGAGAUAAAAAUCAAAUAAACGAAAUAGUCAACAAUUUGAAGAAAGGCCCUCUUGACCCCAAUGCUGAGGUUGUUAUUGGUGUGCCUGCAAUUUAUCUGGCUUAUGUUAAAAGCAUUAUUCCUAACACUAUUGGGGUUGCAGCACAAAACUGUUGGAAGGCACCUAAAGGUGCAUUCACAGGAGAAAUUUCUCCAGCUAUGAUAAAAGAUGUUGGUGCUGACUGGGUAAUCCUCGGUCAUUCCGAAAGGAGAACCAUCUUUGGAGAGAAAGAUGACUUAGUUGCAGAGAAGGUGGCUCAUGCUCUCGAAUCCGGAUUGAAAGUAAUUGCAUGCAUUGGUGAAACCCUUGAAGAAAGGGAGGCUGGUAAAACUGAAGAAGUUGUGUUCAGGCAAACGAAAGCUCUCCUGCCAGCCAUUGGCAAUAAUUGGGCAAAUGUGGUAUUGGCGUAUGAACCUGUUUGGGCUAUUGGCACUGGCAAAACUGCUUCACCACAACAAGCUCAAGAGGUUCAUGCCUCUCUUCGUAAUUGGCUGUCUUCCAACGCAUCUCCUGACAUCGCAGAAACUGUUCGCAUACAAUAUGGCGGCUCAGUAACAGCAGCCAAUGCUAAAGAAUUAGGUGCCUGCCCUGACAUUGAUGGCUUCCUCGUUGGUGGAGCCAGUCUCAAACCUGAAUUUAUUGACAUUGUCAAUGCUACUCAGUAAAAUUUUAAUACAUUCAUCAACUCUCGUGCAAAUGUUAGUGAAAAUAAAUUAUUCAAAUAUUUUUCUGUUAUAGAUAUUAACAUAGUUCUUAUAUAUUUAUCAAAACAGAUUUUAAGGCAUAUAACAUAUAGUAUAUUGCUCUUAGAUUAAUAGAAGAACUUUUUUAUGCGAAAUCAAAAUAUAAAAUAAUGUUUUAAGGUCUUGGAAAUAUAAAAUAUGCUGGCGAGAUCAUUGCAUUCUAAUUGCAGAGACUACGUUUAUUGAAUUGUGCGAUUAAGUGCUUGUGAAAAGAGUAUAUGAUAUGUUUUUUUUAUUCUAUUUCCAUUUGCAACAAUUUAUAUUCCAAUGUGUUCUUUACUUAUUUAUUUUUUUCAUUGUUUGUCAGUUGAUAUAGACAUUUUUGUUUAAAAAACGUUUAUAUUAUGCCUAAUAAAAUAAAAGUCUAAAUAAAUGUUUAAA